Molecule: messenger RNA, 3416 nt
Organism: Malurus melanocephalus (red-backed fairy wren)
Lineage: Eukaryota; Metazoa; Chordata; Aves; Passeriformes; Maluridae
Gene: SLC5A3
Product: solute carrier family 5 member 3
Exons: 2
Coding region: 510-2654 (714 amino acids)
Biological process (GO): inositol metabolic process; transmembrane transport; myo-inositol transport
Cellular component (GO): plasma membrane
Molecular function (GO): D-glucose:sodium symporter activity
Source: RefSeq, a predicted model, not a curated record
GCACCUCAAAUGGGAUUUUUUUGGUAGUGAUGAUUUCUGGAGCUGGSUCCUGUGUUGUCCAGGCCAGCAGGAGUGGUGACUGCGCAGAGUGACCAGCAGGUUUCGCCAGGUUGGCUCAGGUGACUUGGAAAUGUGGCCUUGUCCUGCUGCAGCCUCUUGAGUCCAGGUCUGGCCUGGCAUCCCCAGCAGCUCCAGUUAUUUAUUGGAUGCUCCAGGGUUGGUACAGUAGGCCUCACUAAACUUAGCUGCAACUAAGAAUUUCUCCUACAUCAACUGAGUUAAGGCUGAUGCUCUUGUGGAAUGUGGAUUAAAAGUGCGUGCUAAGUUCCCAAAUUUGAGAAGCGGAGAAAAGUAAAUGUACCACUGCCACCAGCAUCAGGACAGCAAACCAAGGGACAAAGAAUUUGACCCGCUGUGUUGAUUUUGGUUAAAACUGGUUCACGCGGUGCUUAAGAGACGUUGGCUGGGGGGCGAGAAGUGGACGUCAGCGAAGGCUUUUUGGUUACAGAAUGAGGGCUGCUUUGGAGCCAGCAGACAUUGCCAUUGUGGCCCUGUACUUCGUGCUUGUAAUAUGCAUAGGUUUCUUUGCCAUGUGGAAAAACAAUCGGAGCACCGUGAGUGGCUACUUUUUGGCAGGGCGUUCUAUGACCUGGGUAGCUAUCGGGGCCUCRUUGUUUGUGAGCAAUAUUGGAAGUGAACAUUUCAUUGGGCUCGCAGGAUCUGGAGCGGCGAGCGGAUUCGCCGUAGGCGCGUGGGAGUUCAACGCCUUAAUGCUUUUGCAGCUUUUGGGAUGGGUCUUCGUGCCAGUCUACAUCCGGUCGGGAGUGUACACCAUGCCCGAAUACUUGUCCAAGCGGUUUGGAGGGCAUAGGAUUCAAGUCUAUUUUGCAGCGUUGUCUCUAAUUCUUUAUAUCUUCACCAAACUCUCGGUUGACUUGUAUUCGGGGGCACUUUUUAUCCAAGAGUCCCUAGGGUGGAACCUCUAUGUGUCGGUGAUCCUGCUGAUCGGCAUGACGGCGCUGCUCACUGUCACCGGGGGGUUGGUGGCCGUCAUCUACACGGACACUCUGCAAGCCCUGCUUAUGAUCAUCGGGGCCCUCACGCUCAUGAUCAUAAGCCUGAUGGAGGUCGGGGGGUUCGAAGAAGUGAAAAGGAGGUACAUGCUGGCGACCCCAAACGUCACCUCCAUCCUCCUGACCUACAACAUCUCCAACACCAACUCCUGCAACGUCAGCCCGAAGCCCGACGCUCUGAAAAUGCUGCGUGAGCCGACGGACGAGGACAUUCCCUGGCCUGGAUUUCUGCUGGGACAGACCCCGGCCUCRGUGUGGUACUGGUGCGCUGACCAAGUCAUAGUGCAGAGAGUCCUGGCCGCCAAAAACAUCGCUCACGCCAAGGGCUCCACCCUCAUGGCCGGCUUCCUGAAGCUGCUGCCCAUGUUCAUCAUCGUGGURCCGGGGAUGAUCUCCCGCAUCCUGUUCGUGGACGACAUCGCCUGCAUCAACCCCGAGCACUGCUUCCAGGUGUGUGGCAGCAGGGCCGGCUGCUCCAACAUCGCCUACCCGCGCCUGGUGAUGCGGCUGGUGCCUGUGGGACUGCGUGGCCUCAUGAUGGCCGUCAUGAUCGCUGCCCUYAUGAGCGACCUGGACUCCAUCUUCAACAGCGCCAGCACCAUCUUCACGCUCGACGUCUACAAGCUCAUCCGCAAGAGCGCCACUUCGCGCGAGCUCAUGGUGGUGGGCAGGGUGUUCGUGGCCUUCAUGGUGGUCAUCAGCAUUGCCUGGGUGCCCAUCAUUGUGGAGAUGCAGGGCGGCCAGAUGUACCUGUACAUCCAGGAGGUGGCAGACUACCUGACCCCRCCGGUGGCCGCCCUGUUCCUCAUGGCCAUCUUCUGGAAGCGCUGCAACGAGCAGGGAGCUUUCUACGGCGGCAUGGCCGGCUUCAUCCUGGGCGCCGUCCGCCUCAUCCUGGCCUUCUUCUACCGCGCCCCUGAGUGUGACCAGCCCGACACGCGGCCCGGCUUCAUCAAGAACGUCCACUACAUGUACGUGGCCACAGGCCUGUUCUGGAUCACGGGCGCCGUGACGGCGGUGGUGAGCCUGCUCACGCCGCCGCCCACCAAGGAGCAGGUGCGCACCACCACCUUCUGGGCGCUGAGGAAACCGAGCGCGCCCCAGGCCGUUGCCAAGGGGGAGCUGUACCGCGUGCAGGAGAAGAGCGUCCUCAAGCGCAACGAGAGCUCCAGCCACGUCAUUCCCAAUGGGAAGUCGGAGGACAACAUUAAAAACGUGAAGCCAGAGGACAUCAACCUCCUGGUGACGUGUAGGGAUGACAGCACUCCGGUGAUGUCGCUGAGCCACUCCGAGGUGGAGACACCCGUGGAUUGUUAUUCCAAUGGACAGGCGGCUCUGAUGGGGGAGAAAAAGCACGAAGAGGAGGAGACUGACACCAGGGAGAGACGUUUGAAAUUCAUAGAUUGGUUCUGUGGUUUUAAAAGUAAAAACAUAAGCAAGAGAGUGGUUCGGGAGGUUGAGGAAGAGACUGUUUGUUUAAAAAUGCUGGAAGAGACUCCAAAAGUUAAACUGUUACUAAAUACUGGACUGGUCUGUGUCUGUUCGCUUGGAAUCUUCAUGUUUGUCUACUUCUCUUUGUGAGUGAAUAGUGAACUUUUAAGGGUAUGGCUUAAACAUACAGAAGUUGAUACAGGUCUCUGGAGAUUUUUGGUUUUCUUUUUGUUUUUUCUUUUCAAACAACAUAACCACAACCCAGGCAUUGUUUACGCUAUAAUUGUAAGAUCAACUCAGCUUUAGCCUAUUUYGAGACCUUUUGAGAUGUGUUGUCCUCACUCUGCUGAAAGCAGAACCUGUGCUGUGGUGACUUUUUCUUUUUCCCCUUUUGUGUUGUUUUGUUUUGUUUUUUUUUUUUAAUUUUUUUUUUUAUUUUCCAUUUGCAGCACUAACCUUUUGUUUUUCUGUGUAUAAAUAUACCAAAGGCAGGCAGGUGGCUGUGUUUGGAGUCAGGCAGUUACAGCUCAGUCAGCAUUAAGUGAAGAUAACAGGUAAUCAGUUACCAGUGGGUGAAAUCUGAGCGAUUAAAGCUUUAAAGCUGGGUCAGAAGAUUUUUUUAAAUGCAGAGCUGUGAUGCACAUUUAUGAAAUAACUGUAUCACCUUGGCCAACUUAGCACUUUUCAAUUACACUCACUGCUUUUUAUUCUUUCCCCCCAGUUUCUCAUUUCUCUUCUGGCAACAACAGGAAGCUGUUUUGUCUCAUUUAAAGCACUUAAAACAUGAUAGCUCUUAGCAGCUUUCUGCCUUUAUUUUAUUCUUUGUAAGGAAAUUUUUGUCUUUUGAUUUUUAUCCACUGUAAAUUCUGUGACUUAAAAGUUGCCGUAUUUAAAAAAAAAAAAAAAAGAGAA